Messenger RNA from Monodelphis domestica (gray short-tailed opossum), 936 nucleotides. Its product is annotated as olfactory receptor 2D2-like. The record is from RefSeq and is a predicted model, not a curated record. Gene Ontology annotation, molecular function: G protein-coupled receptor activity; olfactory receptor activity. Gene Ontology annotation, biological process: G protein-coupled receptor signaling pathway. NCBI's taxonomy places the organism in Eukaryota, Metazoa, Chordata, Mammalia, Didelphimorphia, Didelphidae. Gene Ontology annotation, cellular component: membrane.
AUGAGCCAGACUAACAAAACCUGGGUUACAGAAUUCCUCCUCCUUGGACUUACUGAUGACUCUCAAACUCAGUUGCUGCUCUUUGUAUUGUUCCUUGUCGUCUACUUGAUUACUGUGCUUGGAAACCUGCUUCUCAUCUCCCUAGUUCUCUAUGACUCACAGCUUCAUACACCCAUGUACUUUUUUCUGUGUAACUUAUCUACAGCUGACUUCUGUUUCUCUACCACUAUUGUUCCCCAAGCCCUAGUCCAUAUGAUUUCCAGGAGAAAGUUUAUUUCCUUCAUGGGCUGUGCAGCUCAGCUUCUUUUCAUCCUCCUUUUUGGAUGUACAGAAUGUGCAUUGUUAGCUGUGAUGUCCUAUGACAGGUACUUAGCUAUCUGUGACCCCAUGCACUAUCCUCUCAUCAUGACAUGGAAGGUAUGCAUCAAACUAGCCUUGGGGUGUUGGGUCAGUGGCAUACUAGUGUCUAUGGUGGAUACAACAUUCACUCUACAACCUCCAUACCAGGGAGAAAAUAGGAUUCCUCAUUUCUUUUGUGAGCCCCCAGCUCUCCUGGCCCUGGCAUCUGCAGAUACCCACAGCUCACAGAUGGCCAUUUUCCUUAUGGGUGUGGUGAUUCUUCUUGCACCUGUGUCCCUGAUCUUGGUAUCCUAUGGAUGUAUCAUAAUAACUGUGGUCAGGAUGAAGACAACCUCAGGAAGACUCAAGGCAUUCUCCACCUGUGGAUCCCAUCUUCUUGUGGUUGUCAUUUUUUAUGGGUCAGCCAUAAUUUCCUACAUGACACCCAGGACUGCUAAGGAGCAGGGGAAGCUGGUGUCUGUGUUCUAUGCAGUGAUAACCCCUAUGCUUAACCCCCUUAUUUACAGCUUAAAGAACAAAGAUGUGAAGAAGGCAUUCAGAAAUGCAGUUAUCCAGGGACCACUCCAAAGAUUCUGA